GGGAGUCGCUGCGGGCAUGGAGGAGUCUUCCUUCUCAUCCAUGUCCUAUUUCUAACAGGACACCCUUGAGUAUUACUCCUUGUCGUAGAUCUCACAGUCCUUCUCCCUUUUCCGUACAUCUGUGUAUCCGACAGCCCUACCAACAAUCAUAUUGACGCCCUCUUCGGAUUCAUCCCCAAUUCCUCAUCAUGAACGUCAGUCGGCCCUCAAAGGGCAUCCGCAUGCCCUGGCAAUCCAUGCACAUCCACCGACACCUCCCCGACUCGGAACGCGCCCCCCGCCUGCCCCUAUCCUUCCUCCCACGCACCGCCAAGCGCUACGUCGUCGCCUGCGCCGGCGAGUUCGUCGGCACAUUCAUGUUCCUCCUCUUCGCCCUCGGCGGCACAAACGUCGUCAACACGGCCCCGGCAGAGGGCGCAAACUCGGCCGACCUGUCCGCGAACCCGAGCAAGAUCAUGUUCAUCGCGCUGUGCUUCGGCAUGAGUCUGGCCGUGAAUGCAUGGGUGUUUUUCCGGAUUACGGGGGGGCUGUUUAAUCCCGCGGUGACGUUUGGCAUGAUGAUUAUUGGCGCGAUGGAGUAUGCCAAGGGCGGCAUGAUUAUCGCGAGUCAGAUCCUCGGCGGCAUUGCGGCGAGUGCGGUUGUGAGCGCCAUGAUGCCGAAUGUGCUUGCGGUCAAGACGGAGCUGGGCGGCGGCACGACGGUCGUGCAAGGCCUGUUCAUCGAGAUGUUCCUCACCGCCCAGCUCGUCUUCACCAUCUUCAUGCUCGCGACGGAGAAGCACGCGGGCACGUUCAUCGCCCCCGUCGGCAUCGGCCUCUCCCUCUUCGUCGCCGAGCUCAUGGGCGUCUACUACACCGGCGGCUCCGUCAACCCGGCCCGGUCCUUCGGCCCGUGCGUCGUCACGCGCGACUUCCAUUCCUAUCACUGGAUCUACUGGGUCGGUCCCGUGCUGGGCAGCCUGCUGGCCGCCGCCUUUUACACCUUUAUCAAGGCGCUCGAGUUUGAGACGGGCGAUCUGGAGCCGGACAGCGAGGCGGCGGUGGAGGUGCCGUUGGAUCGCGAGAGUGGUGGUGCGGUUGCGGCGGAUGCGGGUCCGACGCCGGGGUUGAUGACGAGGUCGACGGGGACGACGGAUGUCUUUCAGAAGGGUCCGGAGCUGGAGAAGGCGUGAUGGGUCGAGGGCGGCAU
This is a messenger RNA of Pseudovirgaria hyperparasitica, 1189 nucleotides long. RefSeq names its product aquaporin-like protein. The transcript is spliced from 2 exons. The record is from RefSeq and is a predicted model, not a curated record. Gene Ontology annotation, biological process: transmembrane transport. Gene Ontology annotation, molecular function: water channel activity. NCBI's taxonomy places the organism in Eukaryota, Fungi, Ascomycota, Dothideomycetes, Acrospermales, Acrospermaceae. Bases 189 to 1172 code for a protein of 327 amino acids. Gene Ontology annotation, cellular component: plasma membrane.